AUGUAUUGGCCAUGCAGCGUGCCGCAGAUCUUCGCAUACCAUGGACCCGGCGCUGUAACUACCCGCCAACCCGAAGAUGCAGAAGAGGCCAGCCACGAAGAGCGCUCAAUCGAAGACGAGGUGGAGAAGGACAAUCCCACCGACAAUGACUCUAAUGCUAUAGUCGACCUUCAAGCUGCACGGCAUGACCAUCUCUUUGCGACGAUCAGCCCCUUUCAAUUGGAUCUGUGGUCAACACGACCCUUGGUUGUCCUUGCCUCGCUCUCUCGUUCAUCAAAGUCGCUAGAAACUUAUGGGAAGAAUCUCGGGGUCGCGUUCAAACCCGAUGGAAGCACUCUGGUCAUUCGCACAGCGGGGGGCUAUUUGAUGCUAUACUCUGUGGAGAGCGACCAGACGGCCCGGGUUCUGCAACAACAGUAUGGGUAUAGUCAGGCAAAACGACAAAAUGUCAUGCGAAGUUUUGGGACCGACGAGACCGCUGGAGUCCCAGAGGUUCUACUCCGUUUCCGAAGAGCCAUCAAGAUCGAUGCUGGGAUCAAUUCAAUCAACGCUCUUGACUCGGAAAUGAUUGUGGCAACCACCAAACCUCCGGCCGUGCAGUGCAUCAGGUGGGACCUUCAGAAGGAUGGCUCUAAUGCGGUGGCCCAACUGCUCAACAGGAUGGACUGGGUCACCCAAAAAUCAAGCAUAUCAACCAUGAUCCACGACAGAGCCAUGAACCUUUCAGUCUGGCUGUCACAGGAUGGCCAUGCGUAUGCCGUGCAGCGGAUCAAACCCCAACUGACACGAGCGCCAUCUUCAGAUGACUCUAUUCCGUCCUCAAGGGGGUCCACGGCCCAGGUGACCAGAUUGUUUGACGGCUACUGCUUUCACAAGCCUGAAUCACCAGCCUCCAGCGCAACAUUCGCGAGUAUCAAUGCCCGGUUCUCACUCAUCGCUGUUGCUACCUCGGGGGGAGAAAUCAUCUGCUACUCUGCAAAAGACUACGCUGGGAAUAUCCCGUUGUCUCACACUUUCAGGGCCUCUACUUCGCCAUCAUUCAGAGGCGCUAUUACAUGUCUUAUAUGGUCUCCUGACGGCUACUGUCUCUUUGUCGGUUACGAACACGGUUGGUGUACCUGGUCGGUGUUUGGAAAGGAGGGCGCUUCAACCUUCCACCAAAACCUGACGCACGCUGAAUCCAAUGCUGAGAAAUGGCUCCUCGCUGUCCAGCGAGCGACUUGGAUCGGUGCUGGCGGUGAAAUUCUCCUCACCACACCAGCUGAAAACCGGAUUUGGAAGUUAGAAAUGUCGCGGAGCGCGGCGAUGGGCUGUUUCUCCUGCGCAAAUCUCGUUCGAGCUCUUCUCCAGACCCCUACCGAGCUAUCAGUCUAUCGUGGUCAUGAGCUGCCCGACUUGACCUCUAUAUCGAAUGAGGCAUCCCUUUGGCAUCAUGCCGAAUACCCGCAUGUUUAUCUUCACAAUCAAUGGCCUAUCAAGUCGUGUGUCGUGUCACAGGAUGGGAGAUAUGUUGCGAUUGCCGGUCGCCGCGGCUUGGCCCACUACAGUCUUCAGAGUGGAAGGUGGAAGACCUUCUCCGACUUGUCGGUAGAAAGUUCGUUCGCAGUCCGUGGAGGAAUGUGCUGGUUCAACCAUGUCCUUGCCGUUGCAACUGAGAAUACUAAUGGCUACGACUUGCGACUGUACUCGCGGGAGCUCGAGCUGGGUCGUUUCCCAUUGCACAACGAAGCAUUCUCGAUGCCCAUCGUGUUUGUGGGCCCCUCAGGAGAAGACUCUCUACUGGUCUAUACCUACGAGAAUAUCCUCUACCACUAUAUCCUCAACAUCACCGACAGAGGUGCACAGCUUGUGCAAGUGGGCCAAAUCGCUUUUCAUGGCAUCGUGCGUGCCCCAAGUCGAGUUCGAUCCGUCAGCUGGGUCGUGCCGGAUUCGCAGCUUCGAAACGGAGAUCCCUCUAGAGAUGUGGAAUUCGCAUCCGUCCUUUUCCUCGUCGACGACAAGUUGGUACUGUUGCAAGCAUCUCGGAACGAAAAGGACGAGCUCAAAUACGACAUGCGCGUCAUUGCCCAGCAUGUCGAGUACUACAUCCUCAUGCGUGAUCAGAUAUACUUCAACUUCAGCACUGGCCCGGAUGAAUCGGCGCCACCCACACCUUCGCCUGGUUCGGCCUUCACCCUGCGAAGCCAGCAAAACUACUCACUACGAGACUCUCUCUGGACAUUCAGCGGUGAUGAACUUCGUCUCUGGCCUGACGUGCGUGACCUGUUCCACCACGCUGCAGGAGAUCUCACCACCUCACCAGUCCUAUCUAUGUCCAUCGAUUUCUACCCCUUAUCUAUCCUCCUCACCAAAGGUGUUGUGUUGGGCAUUGAAUCCGAGCUUCUGCAACGACGAGACGUCAACUUUGCACAAUUCCGAUCCAGCAUCCGCACACAGCUUUUCCUCCCCUAUAUCCUUCGCCACCAACUCUGUGAAGCAAACGACACCGCCGCCGCAUUCGGUCUGGCGAACCAGUACCAGAACCUCUCAUACUUUCCCCAUGCGCUGGAAAUCCUGCUCCACAACGUCCUCGAUGAUGAAGUUGAUCGGAAACCGAAGGUGAAGGACAAGGAGGAAGAUGAGGCACAAGGGCCCCUGCCAGCUGUCCUCUCAUUCCUCCAACUCGUCCUCCCACCGACAACGUACCUGUCGACCGUGGUGCAAUGCAUCCGCAAGACAGAGCUAUCGUCCUGGCGCACGCUGUUCGCCCACCUCCCACCCCCUCUCACCUUGUUCGAACAAGCCCUCGAACUCGAGGACCUCAAGACCGCCGGAGGCUACCUCAUCGUGCUGCAGGGGCUGGAGGAAGGCAACGACGAGUCCGAGUCGUACGACGCCCGCAAAUUCGAAGGCUACGUUAUCCGCCUGAUGAAACUCGCGCGUCAAAAGGGAGACUUCGAGCUGUGCGCCGAACUCGCCAGGUUCAUGAUGGGCAUCGAUCCGAGGGGAGACGCGCUGAGGAGGGUCAUCGUCGGCGUCGGGUUCAGGAACAAGCCGACACUUCUGGAGCCACAUCGCACAGUAUCUGGCGCGGCGACGUUGCAGAUCCCCCGGUCCAGGAAUAAAGAUGUGGAGGCAAGCUCCGAGGGAAGCUCGAGCCCGUCGCCGGUGAGACUGAGCCCGGUUACGGGGGAUUAUUUCUCGAACUCACCAGGUGGAUAUUGA
Molecule: messenger RNA, 3204 nt
Organism: Fonsecaea erecta
Lineage: Eukaryota; Fungi; Ascomycota; Eurotiomycetes; Chaetothyriales; Herpotrichiellaceae
Exons: 1
Coding region: 1-3204 (1067 amino acids)
Biological process (GO): retrograde transport, endosome to Golgi; intracellular protein transport
Cellular component (GO): Golgi membrane; cytosol; Ric1-Rgp1 guanyl-nucleotide exchange factor complex
Molecular function (GO): protein binding
Source: RefSeq, a predicted model, not a curated record